UGUUUCAAGGUCGUUGCGGAGUUGGAAUACUUUUUUUAAAUUUGAAUUGGUCACAAAAUUGCCACCAAAUUAUUUUGCCACUACAAGGAUUUUUUUUCCGAAAUGAAUUAUUUACUCAGCACUUCAAGGCACGGCUCAGCUGAAGGCGGACCUAAGCAGGUUUGUUGUCACAAGGGCACAACAAGGCUUUCUCACUGAAUGGGCAGCCAGCAACGUACUCCAGGCAGUUAUGAGGCUUCUUGUUUACGUCUACACACUGGCUUUCGUGCACUCGUGUUGUAGAUGUAAUUUCUAUUGCAGCAUCUUUAUCCGGCAGGGAAGAGAUGUGGAGUCUUUUCCCAGGAAUAUUCCAAAAAACGCUUCAGAAGUGAGAAUUGUGUAUACGAAAAUUCUGGUUAUACCAAACGGAGCUUUCGCGGGAUUUGAUGAACUUACAAACAUAGAGAUAUCUGAGAACUACGACCUGAAAUCAAUAGAAGCUAACGUAUUCUCAAACAAUCUGCAACUACAAGAAAUAAUUGAAAAAGCAAACAGCCUUGAAACCAUCCACCGCGAGGCUUUCCAGAAUCUAACCAUGCUCAAAUAUCUGUAUAUAUCCAACACUGGAAUACACUUUAUCCCCGUUGUUUCCAGGAUACAGUCUCUCGAAAUGGUAUUUCUAGAUAUUCAAGAUAAUAUUAAUAUAAAGAAAAUCGAAAGAAAUGCAUUUGCUGGACUCAGUAAAGAAAAUGUCAGGUUGCGGCUUGUUCAGAAUUCUAUUGAAGAAAUAGAAAACUACGCAUUCAACGGCACAGAUUUACUUGAACUAGUCCUCAGUGGCAAUCAGAGACUAACAACAUUACCAGAUCUUGUCUUCCACGGAGCCAUGGGACCCGAUGUACUGGAUAUUUCAAAAACUCAGAUCAGCUCUUUGCCGAGGUAUGGGUUGGAAAAUGUGAAAAAACUGAUCGCAAACCACGCAUACAACCUGAAAAAGCUUCCUCCUUUGGGAAUGUUGACAAAUCUGAUUGAAGCCAAUUUGACUUACCCUAGCCACUGCUGUGCCUUUGCAAACUGGAAGAAACAGAAAAGUUCAGAUUUGCAUCCAUUCUGCAAUAUAAGUCAUUACGAGCUGCAUGGGGAAGCGAAGUCCAUGGAAAAUAAAUCAGCACAAACCGAUUACCAGCUGAAUGGACUACUCUUUGACCACAACGACAAUGGUUAUGACUUUCAUUUCUGCCUCGAUGUGCAGAACUUUGCUUGCUUCCCUAAACCGGAUGAAUUCAAUCCAUGCGAGGAUAUAAUGGGAUACGACUUUCUCCGAAUCCUAAUGUGGUGCAUCAGCAUUUUGGCUAUUGCAGGCAACGCGGUGGUGCUGAUCAUACUCAUAACUAGCAAGUCCAAAUUCAAUGUCCCAAAAUUUUUAAUGUGCAAUCUCGCAUUUGCAGACUUCUGCAUGGGAAUUUAUCUUUUGCUCAUCGCAUCUGUAGACAUAAAAAGCAAAAGUCAGUAUUAUAAUUAUGCCAUUGAAUGGCAGACUGGUGCGGGAUGCCACUCCGCAGGAUUUUUUACAGUGUUUGCCAGCGAACUGUCCGUUUUCACGCUGACGGCAAUAACUUUGGAAAGAUGGCAUACCAUAACCUUUGCAAUGCAAUUGCAACGUAAAGUGCGGUUUCGGCAGGCAAUCAUGAUAAUGAUAUCUGGUUGGAUAUUUGCCUUUGUAGUGGCCUUAUUACCAAUUGUCGGAGUUAGUAGCUACAGGAAGGUUAGCAUAUGUUUACCGAUGGACAUUGAAACUCUACUUUCACAGGCAUACAUCAUAUUUAUUCUAGUGCUCAAUGUCUUGGCAUUUGUGGUUAUCUGUAUUUGCUAUGUGCAUAUUUAUGUAACAGUACGGAAUCCCAAUAUUGUCUCCUCGCACAGCGAUACCAAGACUGCCAUCCGUAUGGCGGUAUUAAUAUUCACAAACUUUUUGUGCACGGCCCCUAUUUCGUUCUUUGCCAUUUCUGCAUCCCUAAAGGUUCCUCUAAUAACCGUGUCCAAUUCUAAGAUUCUUUUAGUGCUCUUCUAUCCAAUUAACUCAUGCGCUAAUCCAUUUCUGUACGCCUUUUUCACAAAGGCUUUUCGGAAAGACUUUUACACUUUAAUGAGCAAACUUGGCUGCUGCAAAUCUCGAGCUCAGAUUUUGAGAACAGAAACUUCGUCUUCCAAUGUUAAUUCACGAAAUGGACAUUACAUUCCCGGUCAGAAAAACAGCACUGGAUCGGUGUAUACAUUAGUACAGCUAAAUACCCAUAGCUGAAUUAUAUAUAUAUUUUUUUUAUUUUUUGAUAUGGGAUUGAUUAUAUAUACAGUAUAUAAAUUAUUUAGAGAAUUAUUUAAGGAUAACAAAUUCCUGUAUUUUAAGGCCUAAAAAUGUAGGACAUUGUUUUCUAUUUACAGGACAUCAGUAUAAUGUAUAUAUCUGUCACUUGCACAAUUCAAUUUAUGUUUUUGAAAAAUAAUACUGUACUAGUAGUAAAUCUAAUAGUCACUUACUUAAUAUGAUUUAAAUGAAUUACAGUAACACAAGUAACGAGAUUAUUAUUACAAGUAAUACUCAUUUAGUAACUCCUAGCCAUAGUCAUGUAGUUAUUAGGCUGAAAAAAAAUGCCUCUCUACUUUAUCCAUUCACUUCCCUUACCAAUGUCACAAGAAGGUAAAUAAAAUAAAUAAAACUCAGCUAUACGGGUGACACCCGGAUGUCACCCGCCGAGGGGUGACACCAAAGUGCCAGCUCCUGCUCACUGACAGGAGCCGGCUGCUAUUCUGUAACAUUACGUGUAGUAACCCGGCUCCUGUAACCGUGUAGGAGCCGCCUUUGCAGACACGCUAGCCUCCGGGGGCAGCUUGCAACUCCCGGAACCCGGAGUGACGAAACCGCGGGUCGAGGCGCUUAGCCACGCCCCAUUCCAUGAAUCCACUCCCCUCCUGUGAAGUCAAGCCCCCUUUGCACCCGCUGCCGCAACGGGAGUAUAAGAGGUGAGUGACUUCUCUGGCUAUACAUGGUUAUUCUAAAAGAAACAUUUGCAGUGGGAUUUAAUGAAGUCCGAGAUCACUAGAGGUGCAGGAUGCUGGACUUUUUUUUUAAAGGGGCAAAUACUUACAAGGCAAAACCAUGUCUUGUAAGUGAUUGCCCCUUUAAAGAAAAAACAUUUGAGAUCGUCCGACGUGCUUCGGAAAGCUCGGACUCCAUUACAUCGCAUCGUUGGUCUUAGUUCCAGGAUGGAUUGAUCAGACCCUAAAGUGCAGUACAUAUUAAUGAAACAUGAAUGAUUUCUACAAUCUUAUAUAGUGGAGGAGGGGGGGUGGGGAUCUUUCUUCACUUGUAUCUUAGGGGUACAUUUUUCAAGCCUUCUUAAGAGGACAAGCAGAGAUGUUUCCUCUAGCAACCAAUCAAAUUCUAGCUACUAUAUCAUUAAUCUAGUAUAUUCUAGAAUGACAGCUAGAAUCUUAUGUGCUGCUAGGUUUAACUUCUCCACUUCUACUUUUUAGGGGGUUUGAUACAUUUUCCCCUUAGAAAGAGAUGUUUGGGGAUUAUUAAAUAAUAAGAUUUAUCAGCUUUUUGCUUUUUGGUUCCCUGGGAAAUAAUGACAUCAAUACUGGUGUUCCCGAUCGAUAUUUAUAAGACAGUAGUGAAGUAAUUAAGGGGCAUAUUCAUCACAAUCCACAUCUCAGAUGCGGUAGUGAUGCGAUAAAUUUGCCUACAUUCGCAUUGCAGUAUUUGAAAAUAUUGCACAAAUGUAUUAAAGUUUGCAUGCAGGGACCGAGCUUGCGAAUAAACUCUGUCCCUGGAUAUCCUCUGCCUGCACUUCUCAUGGUAUACCCUGAGUCUGGGCAUGCGCCAGCAACCCCUCUGCUGCGCUCCUGCCCCACUGCCAGCUUACCCGCUCCCACUGUGCUCCUGUCUCUAGCUCUUUAUAUUACUAAAAAAAAUAUUGAUAAAUAUGCCCCAUAAUGCAAACUAGAAGGGCGCCUUCAUGUGUGUAGGUGUGGACGAAGAUAAAGAGUUGCACUGUGCAAACAACUCAGUGUUGCUUCAUCAGUUCUACCUCCUGCGCACUGUGACUUGGAAUUACACAUGGUUACUCUAUUACAGGAUCAGUUCAGUGGCAUUCAGUGGUAUCUAUAAUGGGUGCAGUGUGUGCUGUGUACACAGGCCCCUGGGUCCAGAGGGGGCCCACAGCACACACCCGAACGAGGCAAAAUGUCAUAAUCCCGCUGUCGGAUUUUCGCGGGAUUUGGAUUCCAUAUAAGGAGCCGCGCGUCACAGCCAUUUUUACUCCAGUUUUGGAGAGUGUAUUGAGAGGACAUGACCUCAGUGUUCAGUGUCUGUGUGGGGGCAGGAAAGUGAGGUGGCGAGUCUUGUGCUGUGUUGUGCUGCUCAGUCCCGUCCAGUGUAGUCAGUGUAUUGUGCUGCAUCAGUCCAGCCAGUCACAGUGUUGGUGUCCUCUGCUGCUAUAUGUCCCCAGUUCUGCUGGCUUGCAUUUUGCUGUGUUGUCCUGCAUUAGACCAGGGGAAUUCUCUUGUGCAUCAGUCCAGUGACCAGUCACAGUGGUGGUGUCCUCUGCUGCCAUAUAUCCAAUGUAGCUGUAUGAGUCCCUUUCAGUGGUGCUGUGUUGUCCUACAUUAGACCAGGGGAAGUCUCUUGUGCAUCAGUCCAGUGACCAGUCACAGUGGUGGUGUCCUCUGCUGCCAUAUAUCCAGUGUAGCUGUAUGAGUCCCUUACAGUGUUGUUGUGUUGUGCUGCAUCAGACCAGUGGUAGUGUCCUGUCCAUCAGUCAUUCCAGUGACGAGGCAGUCACAGUGGUUUACGCUGCUGCUAUAUGUCCACUGCUACAGUAUUAUAAUAAUAAUAAUAAUAACAACAACAACAACAACAACCACAACUCCCUUGCAGUGUUGUUGUAUUGUGCUGCAUCAGACCAGUGGUAGUGUCCUGUCCAUCAGUCAGUCCAGUGUCGAGGCAGUCACAGUGGUAUAUGCUGCUGCUAUAAGUCCACUGCUACAGUAUUAUAAUAAUAAUAACAACAACAACAACCACAAGUCCCUUGCAGUGUUGUUGUGUUGUGCUGCAUCAGACCAGUGGUAGUGUCCUGUCCAUCAGUCAUUCCAGUGACGAGGCAGUCACAGUGGUAUACGCUGCUGCUAUAUGUCCACUGCUACAGUAUUAUAAUAAUAAUAAUAGUAACAACAGCCACAAGUCCCUUACAGUGUUGUUGUGUUGUGCUGCAUCAGACCAGUAGUAGUGUCCUGGCCAUCAGCCAUCAGUCAUUCCUGUGCCGCAUAUUUUGUUAUAUAACUCCAGAAACAUAAUGGAGAACAAAAAUUUGAAGGAUAAAAAAGGGAAAGAUCAAAAACCACUUCCUCCUAGUGCUGAAGCUGCUGCCACUAGCCAUGACAUAGAUGAUGAAAUGCCAUCAACGUCGUCUGCCAAGGCCGAUGCCCAAUGUGAUAGUAGAGGGCAUGUAAAAUCCAAAAAGCCAAAGUUCAGUAAAAAGAACCAAAAAAAGAAAUUGAAAUCGUCUGAGAAGAAACGUAAACUUGCCAAUAUGCCAUUUACGACACGGAGUGGCAAGAAACGGCUGAGGCUCUGGCCUAUGUUCAUGGCUAGUGGUUCAGCUUCACAUGACGAUGGACUCCCUCAUCCGCCCGCUAGAAAAAUUAAAAGAGUUAAGCUGGAAAGAGCACAGAAAAGAACUGUGUGUUCUGGGAUGGUAUCACAAAUCCCCAAGGAGAGUCCAAGUGUGUCGCCGGUUGCGAUGCCUGACCUUCCCAACACUGGACGGGAAGAGGUGGCUCCUUAUACCAUUUGCACGCCCCCUGAAAGUGCUGGAAGGAGCACCCACAGUCAGUUCCUGAUAUUGAAAUUGAAGAUGUCACUGUUGAAAUACACCAGGAUGAGGAUAUGGGUGUUGCUGGCACUGAGAAGCAAGUUGACGAUGAGGAUUCUGAUGGUGAUGUGGUUUGUUUAAGUCAGGCACCGGAGGAGAAACCUGUUGUCCAUGGGAUGAAGAAGCCCAUUGUGAUGCCUGGGCAAACUACCAAAAAAGCCACCUCUUCGGUGUGGAAUUAGUUGCCUCUGUCAAUCUGUAAUAAGUAGGGGUAAGGAUGUUAACCACCUAGGAAUAUCCUCCCUUAUACGUCACCUGCAGCGCAUUCAUCAUAAGUCAGUGUCAAGUUGUGAAACUUUGGGUAAGAGCGCAAGCAGUCCACUGACACCUAAAUUCCUUCUUCCUUCUGUACCCAAGCUCCUGCAAGCCACACCACCAACUCCCUCAACGUCAACUUCCUCCUCAGUCAGGAACAUCAGUAGUCCUGCAGGCCAUGUCACUGUCAAGACUGAGGAGUCCUCUCCUAACCGGGAUUCCUCCGGAGGAUCCUUGAGUGGUACACCUGCUGUUACUGCCGCCGCUGCUGUUGUUGCUGCUGGGAGUCGAUCGUCAUCCCAGAGGGGAAGUCGGAAGACCACUUGUACUACUUCCAGUAAGCAAUUGACUAUCCAACAGUCCUUUGUGAGGAAGAUGAAAUAUGACAGCAGUCAUCCUUUUGCACAGCGGAUAACUGUGGGCCAUGACAGUUAUGUUGGUGUUAGACGUGUGUCCGGUAUCCGCCAUUAGUUCAGUGGGACUUAGAGAAUUGUUUGAGGUACUGUGUCCCCGGUAUCAAAUACCAUCUAGGUUCCACUUCUCUAGGCAGGCGAUACCGAGAAUGUACACAGACGUCAGAAAAGAGUCAUCAGUGUCCUACAAAAUGCGGUUGUAUCCAGUGUCCCCCUAAUCAUGGACAUGUGGACAAGAGGAACAGGGCAGACUAAGGACUAUAUGACUGUGACAGCCCACUGGGUAGAUGUAUUGCCUUCUGCAGCAGCAACAACAACAGCAGCGGCACCAGUAGCAGCAUCUUGCAAACGCCAACUUGUUCCUAGGCAGGCUAUGUUAUGUAUCACCACUUUCAGUAAGAGGCCCACAGCUGACAACCGCUUGCUGAAACUGAGUAACAUCAUUGCAGAAUGGCUUACCCCAAUUGGACUCUCCUGGGGAUUUGUGAUAUCGGACAACGCCACCAAUAUUGUGCGUGCAUUACAUCUGGGCAAAUUCUAGCAUGUCCCAUGUUUUGCACAUACAAUUAAUUUGGUGGUGCAGAAUUUUUUGAAAAAUGACAGGGGUGUGCAGGAGAUGCUGCGUGCCGAAGACUGGAGCACCAGCAAACACUCCUGAACCAGCGCUGCCAUCAACUGAAUCAAGAGGUGGUAACGAGGUGGAAUUCAACACUCUAUAUGCUUCAGAGGAUGGAGGAGCAGCAAAAGGCAAUUCAAGCCUAUACAUCCACCUAUGAUAUAGGCAAAGGAUGCACCUGACUCAAGUGCAGUGGAGAAUGAUUUCCGUCUUGUGCAAGGUUCUCCAUCCUUUCGAACUUGCCGCACGUGAAGUCAGUUCAGACACUGCCAGCUUGAGUAAGGUCAUUCCCCUCAUCAGGCUUUUGCAGAAGCAGCUGGAGAGAUUGAAGGAGGAGCUAAGAUGGAGUGAUUCCGCAAAGUAUGUGGGACUUGUGGAUGGAGCCCUUCAUUCGCUUUGAGAGGAUUCAAGGGUGGUCAAUCUGUUGAAAUCAGAGCACUACAUUUUGGCCACCGUGCUCGAUCCUAGGUUUAAAGCCUACAUUGUAUCUCUCUUUCCAGCAGACACAAGUGUUCAGAGUUGCAAAGACCUGCUGGUUAGAAAACUGUUAACUCAAGUUGAACGUGACCCAUCAACAGCUCGUCCUUCAAUUUCUCCCGCCACUGGGGCUGCAAGGAAAAGGAUAAGAUUUCCUAGCCCACCCGCUGGCGGUGAUGCAGGGCAGUCAGGAGCGAAAGCUGACAUCUGGUCCGGACUGAAGGACCUGCCAAUGAAUACUGACAUGUCUACUGUCACUGCAUAUGAUUCUGUCACCAUUGAAAAAAUGGUGGAGGAUUAUAUGAGUGACAGCAUCCAAGUAGGCAUGUCAGACAGUCCCUAUGUAUACUGGCAGGAAAAAGAGGCGAUUUGGAUGCCCUUGCACAAACUGGCUUUAUUUUACCUAAGUUGUACCACCUCCAGUGUGUACUCCGAAAGAGUGUUUAGUGCAGCCGGUAACCUUGUCAGCGAUCGGCGUAGUAGGUUUCUUCCACUAAAUGUGGAGAAGAUGAUGUCAAAAUGAGUUAUAAAUUCCUCUGGGAAGACCUUUACCAGCAUUUGCCUCCAGAAAGUACACAGGGAUCUGUGAUGGUGGAUUCCAGUGGGGACGAAUUAAUACUCUGUGACGAGGAGGAUGUACACAGUGAAAGGGGUGAGGAAUCAGAGGAUGAGGAUGAGGUCGACAUCUUGCCUCUGUAGAGCCAGUUUGUGCAAGGAGAGAUUGAUUGCUUCUAUUUUGGUGGGGGCCCAAACAAACCAGUCAUUUCAGCCACAGUCGUGUGGCAGACUCUGUUGCUGAAAUGAUUGGUUUGUUGAAGUGUGCAUGUCCUGUUUACACAACA
Molecule: messenger RNA, 8515 nt
Organism: Pseudophryne corroboree (corroboree frog)
Lineage: Eukaryota; Metazoa; Chordata; Amphibia; Anura; Myobatrachidae
Product: follicle-stimulating hormone receptor-like
Exons: 10
Coding region: 230-2281 (683 amino acids)
Biological process (GO): male gonad development; activation of adenylate cyclase activity; follicle-stimulating hormone signaling pathway
Cellular component (GO): plasma membrane
Molecular function (GO): G protein-coupled peptide receptor activity; follicle-stimulating hormone receptor activity; protein binding
Source: RefSeq, a predicted model, not a curated record